GCGGGGCGGUGCAGCCUUGGAGAAGCGAGUCGAGCGGCCGUGGAGGCGAAGAUGCGGUUUCUGCUGCUGCUGCUGGUGGCGGCGUCGGCGGUGGCCCGGAGCGAGGCCUCGGCCAACCUGGGCGGCGCGCCCAGCAAGAGGCUGAAGAUGCCGUACGCCACGGGGCCGCUGCUCAAGUUCCAGAUUUGUGUUUCCUGAGGGUAUCGGCGGGUGUUUGAGGAGUACAUGCGGGUUAUCAGCCAGCGGUAUCCAGACAUCCGCAUUGAAGGAGAGAAUUACCUCCCUCAACCCAUUUACAGACAUAUAGCAUCUUUCCUGUCAAUCUUCAAACUAGUAUUAAUAGGCUUAAUAAUCGUUGGCAAAGAUCCUUUUGCUUUCUUUGGCAUGCAAGCUCCUAGCAUCUGGCAGUGGGGCCAAGAAAAUAAGGUCUAUGCAUGCAUGAUGGUUUUCUUCCUGAGCAACAUGAUUGAGAACCAGUGUAUGUCAACAGGGGCGUUUGAGAUCACUUUAAAUGAUGUACCUGUAUGGUCUAAACUGGAAUCUGGUCAUCUUCCAUCCAUGCAACAACUUGUUCAAAUUCUUGACAAUGAAAUGAAGCUCAAUGUGCAUAUGGAUUCAAUACCACAUCAUCGAUCAUAGCCUCACCUAUCAGCCCUGAAAACUCUCUUACAUGAAGGGGUUUGCAAGAGCAGCGUGGCUGGCACCAUGAAGGCCUGCACUGAAGACACUUGCUGUUGGUGCAGACCAGACGCCUGCGGCCGCGCUGAACCUCUUGGGAAUCCUUGGUGCAGGAGGGCUUCUCAGUGCUGGCAUAUUUGGAAUUCUGCACAUUCGUAGAGUGCAAUAAUACUACUGUAUAGCUUUUCCUCCCAAAUUCACCCAGUUAAUAGUUUUUUACAUGUAGUCACUACUACUGUAAUUUUUUUCUUAGUCAUAUUUGAAAAGGUAGGAAAUUGAGUUACAAUUUGAUUUUCUUCAAGAUGUGUUAAAUUUGUUGUGCUUUUGUAUGAUUUUCAUUUUUCAGAGUUUAAAGUCAAUCUUUGUAAGAGUUCAUCAGAUAGCUCUAAUUUGGUCAUGUCCAAUUCAUAGUUUUCAAAAUACUCCAGAUUGUGAACAUGCAUUAUACAAGAUUAUGGGGGGAAAUUCAGUAUCCAGAAUGCUCUAUCAGAGUGUGUGUGUGUGUGUGUGUGUGUGUGUGUGUGUGUGUUUACCAGAGAAGUACAAAACAAACUGAUUUUUAAACCCUGUUGUGUAGUUCAUGUGUCUUGCAUUGACUAAUAAAUUAACUGGGCCUUUAUAUUUAACUAAAUAAAAAACUAAGUAGAUGUCA
Perognathus longimembris pacificus (Pacific pocket mouse) is the source of this 1330-nucleotide messenger RNA. RefSeq names its product selenoprotein T (gene Selenot). Gene Ontology annotation, molecular function: thioredoxin-disulfide reductase (NADPH) activity. The record is from RefSeq and is a predicted model, not a curated record. NCBI's taxonomy places the organism in Eukaryota, Metazoa, Chordata, Mammalia, Rodentia, Heteromyidae. Gene Ontology annotation, cellular component: endoplasmic reticulum membrane. The transcript is spliced from 6 exons. Gene Ontology annotation, biological process: cell redox homeostasis.